Gamsiella multidivaricata is the source of this 771-nucleotide messenger RNA. Its product is annotated as heme peroxidase. The record is from RefSeq and is a predicted model, not a curated record. The transcript is spliced from 2 exons. NCBI's taxonomy places the organism in Eukaryota, Fungi, Mortierellomycota, Mortierellomycetes, Mortierellales, Mortierellaceae. Gene Ontology annotation, molecular function: heme binding; peroxidase activity. Gene Ontology annotation, biological process: response to reactive oxygen species; cellular response to oxidative stress; hydrogen peroxide catabolic process. The annotation marks the transcript as partial.
GACUACCAGAAGGUUUACAAUGCCAUUGCUGCGAUCAUCGAGGAUGAGAACUACGACGAUGGUUCCUACGGCCCCGUCUUCCUCCGUCUCGCCUGGCACGCCUCGGGUACUUACGACAUCAACUCCAAGGACGGUGGCUCGAACUAUGCGACCAUGCGCUACAAGCCUGAGGCUGGUCACGGUGCCAACGCUGGUUUGGGAAUUGCCCGUGAGCGUUUGAACCGUGUCAAGGAUCAGUUCCCUGAGAUCUCCUAUGGCGAUCUCUGGACCUUGGCCGGUGUUGCCGCCAUUCAGGAGUUGGGUGGUCCUACUGUGAACUGGAGACCUGGCCGUAUUGACGGCGAGGAGAACCACUCUCCCCCAGAUGGCCGUCUCCCCGAUGCUGGCAGAGCCGAUGGUCAGCAUUCCCGUGAUGUCUUCUACAAGAUGGGCUUCAACGACCAGGAGAUCGUCGCCCUCCUCGGAGCUCACGCCUUGGGACGCUGUCACCGCGACCGGUCCGGCUUCGAUGGCCCCUGGACCGCCUCGCCCACGGUCUUCACCAACGCCUUCUACACCGAGCUGUUGGGUCGUAAGUGGGUCGAGCGCAAGUGGUCAGGUCCUAAGCAGUUCGAGGACAAGGAGUCAAAGUCUUUGAUGAUGUUGCCCGCGGAUAUGGCCAUGGCCAAGGACAAGGAGUUCCGCAAGUGGGUCGAGGUCUACGCCAAGGACGAGAAGAAGUUCUUUGAGGACUUUGCAAAGGUUGCCCAGAAGCUGUUCGAGCUCGGUGUU